This is a messenger RNA of Aspergillus terreus NIH2624, 2058 nucleotides long. RefSeq lists its product as uncharacterized. Gene Ontology annotation, cellular component: Golgi apparatus. The coding region runs from base 1 to 2058 and encodes 685 amino acids. The transcript is spliced from 6 exons. The record is from RefSeq and is a predicted model, not a curated record. NCBI's taxonomy places the organism in Eukaryota, Fungi, Ascomycota, Eurotiomycetes, Eurotiales, Aspergillaceae. Gene Ontology annotation, biological process: protein secretion; Golgi organization.
AUGGCUGCCCCGGCUCAUGUGGCAUCCUCCGAGUCGCCCACGCCGGGCCCUCCGGCUGUGGAUGGUCGCCGCCGUCGUCGCAUUCUCCCCUGGUAUCUGCCGCCCGAAUGGACGCGCUCCUCGCCCUCUCCCCCAUCGUCGAUCCUACAGGCGGCGCAUCUCGCUCGGGAAUACACCAACUCGACAGAUUCCCAUCGCAUCGCACACUCUGACAUUCCCCUGAUCAUCCACCAGCAAUGGGGUAACACCGACAUCCUCCAAUGGCCCGAUGGCAUCCGCGCCGGCGCUGAAAAAUGGCUGGCCAGCGCCGCGUCCGAGGGUAUGGCAUACUUGUUGUGGACGGACGAUGGGAUUGCCCAAUUCUUGGAGAAAUACGAACCCGACUUCACUCCCACCUAUCGUGCGUUGACGUGGAACGUCGAGCGCUCCGACGUGUUCCGCGUUCUGGCCGUGAAAUGGAUCGGAGGAAUCUACGCGGAUAUCGACACGCUUCUGCUGCGGCCACUGUCCACCUGGAUCGACGCCCAAGACAUCGCCCCGUGGACGGACCCAGUCACCGGCAAGGAGCACAACUCCACAGGUCCGGUGGGCGCCAUCUUCGGCCUGGAGGCGGACUUUGACCCCGACACCGACCUGUAUUGGCGCCGAGGAUACCACUAUCCGGUGCAGCUCACUCAGUGGGCACUGGCGGCCACAUGUGGGCACCCGGUGCUGUCACGCUUCAUUGACUACAUCCGCACCCAUCUCGAUGCCACCGCCCCGGGCUACGUGGGCGACGAUGACCCGUCCACUCGCACCUUUCAGCGCGUCAUGGACAGCGACCCGGUCAGCGCAACAGGACCCGCAGCGAUCACGGAGACGGUGCAGUCAUGGCUGGAAGAGAAGGCCGGAUUGCGAUGGAAUGCGGUCACCGGCCGACACGACGAUGGCCGCAGCAAGCUGGUGGACGAUGUGCUGAUCCUCCCCAUCACAGGAUUCAGUCCUAGCAAGAAUCGAUGGGAUCACCACCGGGAUGGCCCUAAACAGCAGGCGGUAUGGCCAGUCGGCUGCCCGAUGACUUCACCUUCAGGUACCUCUUUGGGCCAUCCUCGUGACCGCUUCCUUUCCUCUUCUUUUCAUCUCCUUCUUUCUCAGUACUUACUCUUCUACCUGCUGGACCGGGAGUACGUGCACCGUCCCACCGCCCCGGCCGCCUGGUGGCCCGAGCCGCACGCCAACAUCCUAGCGGGCCGCGACCUUGCCCGCGCCAUCCAGGGCACCUGGAUGGGGAUCACGCGCGAAGGGAAGGUCGCCGUGCUGACGAACUACCGCGAGAAGAAGACGGACCAGGUGCAGGGCCAGCAGAGCCGGGGCGCGAUCGUGAGCAGCUGGCUGGCCGAGGCGGGCGCGCAGCCGACGCGCGAGUUCGUGCAGAAGAUGGUGGCGAGCCCGACGGCGCGGGAUGUCGGGGGGUUCAGCCUGGUGUGCGGGUACGUGCACGAGCCGCUGGCGGUCGUGUCGAACCGGUCGUCGACGAUGGACUCGAUCAGCUGGCUGGCCACGGCCAAGGGGCAGACGGUGGGGCUGAGCAACACGACGUUUGACGACCGGUCGUGGCCGAAGAUCCUCGACGGCGAGCGGCUGGUGGACGAGGCGAUUGCGGCGCAUGCGCGGGAUGGCGAGGACGAGGACGCGCUGAUUGAGAGGUUGCUGGCUGUCUUGAAUCGCAAUACGCUGCCGCGCCUGGCGGACGACGCCACGGCGGAGGACUACCUGCCGUAUUUUAGGAAGAGUAUCUUUAUCCCGAUUCUGGGGGUGAAGGAGAAGCGCGAGCCGGCGGCGAAUGGCGCCCCUCCGGCGUGUGUUGAGGGGCACUCUGCGGCUCCGGAUCAGAAGGGUGACCCGCUGGACCAGACGUAUUUGCACGGCGCGUACGGCACGCAGCAGCAGACGAUCAUCCUGGUAAGCAACUCGGGCCGCGUGCGGUACUUUGAACGCACGCUCUACAACGACGAUGCAGAGCCCAUUCCGACGGGGGAGGGCGACCGGUCGUAUGAAUUCCAGGUGACCCGAUCAUAG